CUGCUGCAUGAUGCACUGACGCGUGACCUCGACGAGGCUCCUCGUCAGUCUUCAAUUGACCGCAUUGUUCACAGAGCUUGUUUGGCGAUACAACACCUUUAACAAUGAACGCCACCACCGCUGAAUCCUCCCAGGCAAAGCUGACUCAUUCACGCGAACUGCCUGGUACGGCCACAGCCACCCGCGGCCCCGUGCACGUAUCCACGUUGCGCUCCGGCUUCGACCCAAACUUCACGCUGUACACAAACCUGCUAAGUCGGUUGGAGAUCGACCCCGAUGGUUCGCACAAACUCUUCGGCACGCGCACGGUGGAUUUCGAAACCGGAGACGUCGGGCCCUACGAGUGGGUGACUCUCAAUGAGUUUCUCAUCGCGGUGAAGAACUGCUCGUCUGGUAUGAGCCAGGAGCUCGGACUACACCGAGGAGCACUAGUGGGAAUCUUUAGUAAGAACCGCUACGAGUGGUCUGUUGUAGAGCACAGCACAAAUCGCAUGGCGUACACGCUCGUGCCGUUGUACGACACCCUGGGCCCCACGGUUGUGCCCUACAUCAUCAACCACACGGAGAUAAAAGUAGUUUUCUGCGCCAAGGAUCAGGUCAAAACGUUCAUGACCUGCGUCAAAGGCUGUCCAAGUAUCGAGACUAUCGUGCAGUUCGAGGCCAAGAUCGAUGGUGAAGACGUGAGUCUGGCCAGAUCCAACAACGUGUCGCUCAUGACGCUAAAUCAGCUCAUGGAAAUCGGCCUCGUCCACCCUGUGGAAGCUGACCCACCUCUGCCUGAUGACCUCUGCACCAUCUGCUAUACAUCGGGGACAACGGGUAACCCCAAGGGUGUGAUGCUCACACACUCCAACAUGAUCGCCUCGAUCUUGUGCUCCAUAGAAAUCACACCACUGAACGAGUCGGAUGUUCAUCUGUCCUUCUUGCCGUUGGCUCACUGCUUCGAGCGCAAUGUACAGGCUCACAUCAUCGGCAAAGGAGGAUGCAUCGGCUACUACCAAGGUGACGUUACCAAACUACUGGACGACAUGGCAGAGCUGAGACCGACAGUAUUCCCAUCCGUGCCGCGAUUGAUGAAUCGAAUUCAUGACAAGAUCACGCAAGGCAUUGCAGCCGCUGGUGGUGUGAAGAAGCUCUUGUUCGACCAGGCAUAUGCAGCUAAGAAGGAGUACCUUGCACAGGGGUACUACACGCACGCUUUCUGGGACCGUUUGGUGUUCGACAAGCUCAAGAUGAUUCUGGGCGGUCGUGUUCGCUAUAUCCUCAGCGGUUCUGCCCCACUGUCGAAGGUGGUGAAGGAGUUCAUGGCCAUUGUGUUCUGUUGCCCUGUGCUGGAAGGAUAUGGACUCACGGAAACUGCUGCGGUGGUGUCGUGUGCUACGGCUGAUAUGCCAAUGACUCGACAUGUGGGGAUCCCCGUUGCUGGUGCAGAGAUCUGCCUGGAAGAUGUCCCGGAAAAGCUCUACUUGACUCGCGAUACGCCAUGCCCUCGAGGUGAGAUCCUGACCAGAUCUAAACACGUCUUCAAAGGCUACUUCAAGCAGCCAGAGUUAACGAGCGAAGUACUGGAUGCCGAUGGCUGGUUCCACACAGGAGAUAUCGGUCAGUGGAAUCUGGAUGGUACGCUGACGGUCAUUGAUCGCAAGAAAAACAUCUACAAGCUCUCGCAGGGCGAAUACGUGUCGCCUGAACGUCUCGAGGGUGUGUACGGUCAGAGUCCUUUUGUUGCCCAAGUGUUCGUCCACGGUGAUUCGUUCAAGAACUACAUGGUAGGUAUCGUCGUACCAGACCCCGAGUAUGGUUCUGUUUGGGCUGAAAAUCAGGGACUUAAGGGGGAGGAAGCUUCAUUGGAAACGCUAUGUGCUCCUGGCAACAACACGCUCCUUCGUGUUAUUCAGGAAGACAUGCGGCAGUUGGCUCUGACUGCGAAGCUGCUUCCAUUCGAGCGGGCUCACAAGUUGAGGCUGCAUGCGGAUCAGUUCACUCCGGAAAACGGUCUUGCCACGCCCACCUUCAAACCCAAACGCUUUGAACUCAUCCAAUAUUUAGUGACGUCAUCCAUGAAAUGUAUGAGGAGCAAAGUAAGCUUUAAGAUGUGAUACAGGGGUGAUAGAGCUCUAUUAACACGAUGGAAUGAUCAUGUCGUUGUUGUGUCUUCA
Phytophthora nicotianae INRA-310 is the source of this 2159-nucleotide messenger RNA. RefSeq lists its product as hypothetical. Gene Ontology annotation, cellular component: membrane; endoplasmic reticulum. Bases 105 to 2099 code for a protein of 664 amino acids. The transcript has a single exon. The record is from RefSeq and is a predicted model, not a curated record. NCBI's taxonomy places the organism in Eukaryota, Oomycota, Peronosporomycetes, Peronosporales, Peronosporaceae. Gene Ontology annotation, molecular function: long-chain fatty acid-CoA ligase activity.